UUGUCCUUCAAAAUGAUGGUCAGUUCCUGCAGAAAGUGUCACCAUUCUGUCUCUAUGCUGUUCAUUUUUGGAACACAACCUACGACCAGCUUAGAGACAGAGGUGAUGACACUUUCUGCAGAACCUGACCAUCAUGUUGCAGGACAAUGCUCAAGCAUGUACAGUGCAAGCUGUUACUGAUUUGUUUGACUGAUGGGGCUGCUAAGUGCUAUACCAUCUACUGCACUCUCCUGACUUAAGCCCUCAAGAGUUCAACUCGAUUUGUAAACUGAAGGAAACAUUUCAUGGCAUUCACUUCAGAAGUGCUACAAAUUCAUCGGGCAAUAGACCACGUCUGGCACUGCUAGGAGAAUCCUACGACUUCCACAUCACUGGCAAUGGGUUAUACACAAUGCUGGUGACUACUUUGAAGAUAACAUCUUGUGUGCCCAAAAUAAUGGCAGCAAACAUAGAAAUCAUGCAGAGAAAUGAAAUGAUUGGUACUGAUGACCAGGAAUCCCCACCCAGGGAAGUUCUACCACCGAGUUGCAAGUCUUUUCAGUUGAUGCAACUGCAACAUGGGCAACUUGUGUGUCGAUAAUGAUGAUGACAACACAACACCAAGUCCCCAAGCAGAGAAAACUUCCAAUGCAAUCAGGAAUCGAACCUGGGCCCACUGCAAAGCAGUCAGAAAUACUGACCACUCAGAGGAAUCUGAUGAGCCUGCAUCUGUGCAGCCAGUGUUUACUGAACAAAGUACAUCCUCUGCAACAGAGGGGUCAGCUGCAACACAGCUGUCUGGACCUCCAACAAAGAGGCAACGAAUUUCACGGAAAGAACCCAUUGAUGCCGAAUUAAGCUGGAAAUUUGCUGACAAUCAGCCUACUGUGCCACAAUUUGUAGAGAAAAGUGGAGUAAUGGCAGCUGUUCAUGAGAAUUCCACUCCACUUUAUGUGUUUUCGAUCUUUUUCCUUGUUUCCAUAAUGAAAUACAUAAAAUAUGAAACAAACAGAUAUGCAAAGUCAAAGCAGCUUCCAGGGUAAAGCCUCAUAGUUUUUGUAAUUCGUGGGUGGGAGUAAAGCUGCACAAAAUGUAUUUGUUUUUUGGCAUAUUUGUACACAUGUGUCUUGUGAAAAAACCAAAACUGACAGAUUACUGGUCUACCAAGAAUUUUAUUUCAACUCCUUUC
Messenger RNA from Schistocerca nitens (vagrant locust), 1168 nucleotides. RefSeq lists its product as uncharacterized. The coding region runs from base 558 to 1022 and encodes 154 amino acids. Lineage: Eukaryota; Metazoa; Arthropoda; Insecta; Orthoptera; Acrididae. The transcript has 3 exons. The record is from RefSeq and is a predicted model, not a curated record.